Messenger RNA from Micropterus salmoides (largemouth bass), 6640 nucleotides. RefSeq names its product retinoid X receptor, alpha a (gene rxraa). Gene Ontology annotation, biological process: negative regulation of transcription by RNA polymerase II; response to retinoic acid; retinoic acid receptor signaling pathway. The record is from RefSeq and is a predicted model, not a curated record. Bases 282 to 1799 code for a protein of 505 amino acids. Gene Ontology annotation, molecular function: zinc ion binding; nuclear receptor activity; retinoic acid-responsive element binding. The transcript has 12 exons. Lineage: Eukaryota; Metazoa; Chordata; Actinopteri; Centrarchiformes; Centrarchidae. Gene Ontology annotation, cellular component: nucleus; RNA polymerase II transcription regulator complex.
GAGGCAGAAACAUUAGGUUAUCUUCCGAGACUAUCAGACAUCGACCUGUCACUUUUGCCGCUUCGUGCCGAGUCCCCGUAUACUUGAAGAGGAGGACCACAACCACAGCAGCAGCAGCAGCAGCAGCGCCCUGGUCUGGUCGAGCAGCCGCCAGUGAAGAACUCCCAAACGCGGUCGUCUCAGCUGGCAUGAGCUAACCUACCAGGCAGACAUGGAAACCAAACCGUUCUUGUCAUUGGAACACUGAACUGUGGCACCAGAUCCGAAGCACUGAACACAUCAUGAAUCACUUACAGUGGUACUAUAUGCAAGGGUUCCUGAAGCCCCAGUGCUCGUUGGCUCCGCCCAUGCAGCGAGGUCGCUCAGGAGAGGCUUGUUCCUGUUUCAGUGGCAUGUGUCCCCUCCACCAGCGUCGCCUAUCUUCAGACUCGUCGGGCCAGGUGACCUCCUCGCCGCUGGGCUCACCCACAUCCCACCGGGGAAUGCAUCCGUCUCUGCUCAGCCCAACGUCCAUGGGGCCCUCCGGCUCUCUUCACUCUCCCAUCAGCACGCUGAGUUCGCCCAUGAACGGCCUGGCCUCACCCUUCUCCGUCAUCAGUUCGCCGAUGGGUCCCCACUCCAUGAACUCGCCCGGCAUGGGCUACGGCCCCAGUGUCAGCCCCCAGAUGUUCCAGCUGAACUCUCCGAUGAACUCGGUCAGCAGCACGGAGGACAUCAAGCCCCCGCUGGGCCUCAACGGCGUGAUGAAGGUGCCCGCCCAGCCCUCAGGCACGGUCCUGUCGCUCACCAAACACAUCUGUGCCAUCUGCGGUGACCGCUCCUCAGGUAAACACUACGGGGUAUACAGCUGUGAGGGCUGCAAAGGUUUUUUCAAAAGGACGGUGCGCAAAGACCUAACCUACACGUGUCGUGACAACAAGGACUGUGUCAUUGAUAAGCGCCAGAGGAACCGCUGCCAAUACUGCCGCUACCAGAAGUGUUUAGCCAUGGGCAUGAAGAGAGAAGUUUUGUUACAUGCAGCCGUUCAGGAGGAGCGCCAGCGAGCCAAGGAGAGAAAUGAGAACGAGGUGGAGUCCACCAGCUGCGCCAACGAGGACAUGCCCGUGGAGAAGAUUCUGGAAGCAGAGCAGGCAGUGGAACCCAAAACCGAGACCUACAUUGAGACCAACCUUGGUGUGCCAUCCAACUCGCCCAACGACCCAGUGACAAAUAUCUGUCAGGCGGCAGAUAAACAGCUCUUUACCCUGGUUGAAUGGGCCAAGAGGAUCCCCCACUUCUCUGAGCUGCCGCUGGAUGACCAGGUCAUCCUCCUACGAGCAGGUUGGAAUGAGCUCCUCAUUGCAUCAUUUUCGCACCGUUCGAUAACGAUUAAAGACGGGAUUCUGUUGGCGACCGGGCUGCACGUCCACCGAAACAGCGCCCAUAGUGCCGGAGUAGGAGCCAUCUUUGACAGAGUGCUCACAGAACUGGUGUCAAAGAUGAGAGACAUGCAGAUGGAUAAGACAGAACUGGGGUGCCUUCGAGCUAUAGUCCUUUUCAACCCAGACUCUAAAGGUCUGUCCAACCCUGGUGAGGUAGAAGCUCUGAGAGAGAAAGUGUAUGCGUCUUUAGAGGCCUACUGCAAACAGAAGUACCCCGAGCAGCCUGGCAGAUUUGCCAAGCUGUUGCUGCGGUUACCAGCGCUGCGCUCCAUCGGCCUCAAGUGUCUGGAGCACUUGUUCUUCUUCAAGCUCAUCGGCGACACGCCCAUCGACACCUUCCUCAUGGAGAUGCUAGAAGCCCCGCAUCAAAUGACAUAAUAGCAGAGGGGGUUGAGCGCUCCUCCCCCUCCCUCGUCCCCCACAUCUCCCUCCAACCCUGGAUCGGGAGCCGGGUCCUUUUCAAAAUCCUGUCUCUAGCAAGGGACCGAUCACUUGGCGACUUUGAAUGGAGGACCUCUACCCUCCCUUCUCUCCUCGGCUCCCUUCUGAUGUGUUUUAAAACAAUGAAUUCAUCAUGUCAAUGGGUCUGUUUUAUACCUUGUAAAAACAAAGGUUAUAUAUAUAUAUAGUCACUUGUGUUUUUGCGUGAUUUUCAUCAUGAAAAUCACGCAAAAACACAAGUGACAACAGUGGACUGAUAUAAGGUUGGACAGAGGACAAAAGAAACGUAUUGAGCCAUCGUUUUCAUCCUUGCUUUUUCUGCACCUUAACAAGAAACAGCAGAGAUGAUCAGGUUUUAACACCCACAGUUAUGCUUGCAGGUAUAUUUAAAAAAUAACGGCGGUGAUGUCAUAUUUGGACACUCAGCGUUGUGAUCGGGACAAUCGUGGACUUGGAGAGGCUGCGGCUUUCUAGACGUGGACCUGAGCCCUAUCUCUCUCUUUCAGGACUGAACUUACUUCGAGGAGGGACUGUGGGGGCACAGUAUGUCUGCUUAAAAGGAACUCGUCUGUUCCUGCCUGACUCCACUGAACACGUCAGGUCUUGCACUAGCUAGUUUUUGAAGUGUGAGCUUUCUGGAGUAGAACUCGGUGGUGGGUUGACAAGACUGCAAGUGCUCAUAAACCUCAGGUCUCUGCCCAGUCCCAACAAAUGCAACCAUGUCUUACUCCAUUAGCACUGUGCAACAUCGGGGAGGAUGACACACUAAUCGGCCCUUCAGUUAAUGUUAAUUGAUUGACCAGUUGAGUUGGGAGAGCUUGUUAUGUACAAUCUGUGCAGAGCCUCUGCACGCAGGAAGAUGCAGGCUGUUGUAAAUUAGCCCUGCGUUUGCGUUAUGCUGCAGGAUGCUCUGAAAGGCUACCAGCAGGUGCAGGGACUUUUGUCAUCCUAUAUCAAAAAUUUGGCCUUUGUCGAAACCUCACAGCAAACUUGGAUGGCUGGAAAGUGAGCACACGGUCUCAUCUGUGGGGGGAAUGUCGUCAUUUCGCCGGCCUCUGAGCUCCUUUUUCGUCCCUUCUCCAACCUCUCCACUUCUCAUUUCACGUGAAUUUCAGCACACCAUUUACACCUCCACACUCAGAAAUCUCUCUGCUCAGCGCAGCGGGUAUUAGCUUUUCGAAACACCUCAUAUCUACCUGUGCAGAAGGUUACAACCGUAUACAGUAUUUUAACAGCACCAAUGCACAACAUGUACCUCUGUUUUCAUCCCUCAGACCGUCAGUUCUUAACACUCAUCUAACCUUUUACAGUAUGCGGGAGAAGUCGCUGCAGCAGAGCCAUUAUUUGUUUAUUUGUUUGUUACUUGGCACUUAACCUCAUGACAGCGGAGUCAGGUUCCUAAACUGAGAGCUGAUGUUGAUGUAAUCGACCUCUGAAGUGGAAUUUGGCCCAGGCCCAAUCAGGAACGCCCCAAUUGUUUUCCUCCUCAGAGGGACAUACACAUUUGCUCUAUCUGCACUUCUCUGGACAACAAAGUGUCAUUCAAGUCGGACUGAAAUGUUAAAUAUCUGUUGUUGUGUAUAAAUAUGUUUUGUGCCCAUAUUCUGCUUUUUCCCCCCUUCUUGUCCUUUUCUCUAAAUGCUGCAGCUGCUGCAAAACUAUGCAUCAAGUGCAUUUCCAAAGACUGUCCACAGACGGGUGCAUGUUAGUAUGGCUUAAACAGGUCGGAUACAUGUUAAAACAAGUGUUUGUGAGGUGUGGGUCCGCCGUAAUAUUUUCCUGGACUGGAGUAAAUCUCUUAUUUAGGUUAGUUUCCCCUCUAUUCGGAUAAUUUGGAAGUCAUUCUGUACUGGUUUAUUCACCAUUUACUGCUACACAGAAAACAAACAGCUACCAGCCCUCAUGUGAAAGUGUGUAAUGGAAUAGUGGAGUUAUAGCCGAGUUUAAGGACAUGUUUAAUACUAGCUAUUGCCUGUUGUCGUACGAUAUGACAAAAGGACUAAAAGAGAAUUAAAUCAAGGAUUUUCUCCCUGUAUCUGCAUAUUCGUCACUCUUUCAUAAGCACCUUAACAUAACCUGGACUUGAAAGAAAAGCAAAAACAAAUCCUAACCAGAGCACUGUGUUUUCAUUAUCCUUUGAUAAACUGAGAUGGUCAAUGGUCUGAGGUGUAUGGAGUCUCGUGUACCAUGUCAGUAAUAAUUUUUCAGUGCUUAACUCGUAAAAUGUAAUAACAUGUAAUGGAUUUGCAUUUCAGUUAUGCAUUGAAAAACUCAAAGUAAAAAAACCCACAAGAUUAUGAUAUUUGUCAAUAAUUCUAUUUCCUUAUUGAUUAAUAAUUUAUUUUUAAAAUAGAAUUAUAAUGCAGAGUUUGAAAAGGCUUUUAAUUUUGACAUCUAUGGGUCUCACAUAUUCUAUCUCAAAAUUAAUUUGUCUCCUGCUUAAACAUUUACAGUUUCCAUUUUGCGAUUGCUUUUAUUUAAAGCAUCGCUAAAAAAAUUAAAUGAAGUCUAAAUCACGGAGCAUUUUAUUGCCCAGCUGUUGGCUUCUUAUCAGCCCUCUGAGCUCAUUUUCUUAUUAUGUUUUUUCAAUUUGUCAACAUAUUAAUUGAGAAUAAUUAAGUCUGAAAAAUGUCUCUAAUAGACUGGUUUCUGUGCAACGUCAUCACCGAGAUGCGCGCGCAACUAGGGGGCAGAAAGCAGCACUCUGUCUUCACGGCAUGAGUUUAUACGGCAUAUCUAGCAGCAGUGUUGGGCAGAUUACCCAGAAAUUGUAAUGAGUUACUUUUCACUUAUUACUCAUUUAAAAAGUGACAGGGAAGCUGUUUAGCAGUGCAUUUUAGAAAUUAAUCCACCUUACUGGAACAAUAUUAACCUGAGGACACACUGCAGCCUCUCAGACCAGAGGAUGCUGCAUCUUAUUGGCUAUGGAUAUAGGCUAUUUAAAAAAACAAACAUUUUAAUUAAUCGCAUAUUCAUAACAGCAGCAAUGAGUAUGAUUUUUACAAAGCAAAACGUUUUUUAGCGCCACUGUCUGAGAUUUUUUUUUUAAAUCAAGCAAGUGUGGCUAGCAGCUGACUUGAACAACAUAAGGUCCGGUUUCCUUGACCUGCCACGCUGUCGCGCAUGUUAUAUUAAUAUGCGAAAUGAUACUCAAACAAUCAGAUCCAACUCUUAAAUGGCAGUUUCUUUUUAAGUAAACAAGAAUUUACAAACAAUGCGUAAUCUACGUUGAUUACAGUUGUUGACCACAGUCUUCUGACCGGCUACCAAAGCGCUUUCGCCCCCUGGCUGCGUGCGCAUCCAGUAGUGUUUGUAUAUAAGAAACCUGUCUAUUAUUCUGGUGGCAUCAUCAGGAUUCAAUAGAAGUGCUGACACCGAUGACACAAUGACCAUGUUUCAAUUUCUCAUAACGAUUCGGGUCCAGUUUCACAGACGGGGCCUCCACUGAGUAGGGGUAACUUUGCAGAAGAGUUGGUUCAGAUGUUCAGCUCUGAAAUGUCACAUACUACACACUUCAAGCAGGACUAAAACAUAUACUGUCAGAGUCAGAGAGCAGUUUGGGUAAGACAGAGGGACGGAGGCAGUGGCUGUUUAACAGAUGUGAGCUCCCUCUAGUGGAAGAGAAGCAGCGGUGCAACAUUACUUGAAUUUUUCUAAAAGUAUUUAAUCAGACAAAAAAAGAUGGCACUUUCUCACGGGGUUAUUGUCAUCAGUGUUCCUCUUGAUCUCAGUAAACCCUCAGUGUCUGCGUUUGUUAUAACUGAAAAGAAAAGUAGCAAUAACUUCAGUAUGACCUAUUGGCUUGUUGUUUUGUUAUUACCGAACAGUUUCAUUGAGGUGGCCUGUGUUACUACAAACUAUCCAGGUGACAGACAGUAUUGACUGCCAGUUCAGCUCAGUUUACAGUAUUUAUAUUCUGGAAACACUUGACUUGUCUGUGAAAACAAAAAAGGACAAGUUUUUUUCAACGCAAGCAUUGUGACAAAGAGAAAAAUUUUCUUUAAGACCGGGAAAGAUUUACUGAUUUCUUUUUCUUUCUUUUCUUUUAUUAAGAGGAAUGUACCUGAUUUGAAUCAAGAAAAGCCGAUAUUAAGCAAUUAAACGUUUUUUCGACUGGGUGACCCAACUUUAAAAUGAAUAUCCUGCUCCCUUAAUUCUGAUGUCCCCUCCUCUUAGUUUACUGUGACCGCAGGUAUUUUAAGCCAUAAAGUGGAUGAUGUGCGAGCUCACUCCCCUGCAGGAAAUGAACUUGACUAGAUAAAGAAAGGAUCACCCACAUAGAAUGAUUACCUACACAAAUGCUUUAUAACAUAAAGCUAUAUUUUGUUAAUAUGUAUAUGUGUAUAUAUUUAUAAAUAUAUAUCAGACAGAUCAGUUUCUUGAGUAUUUCCAACAGUGAAAGAGGGCAAUGAGUCUUUCAGACUAAACUGUUUCACACCAGGUGUUCAACUCAAGUUUUAUGGUGGCUUUUUUUUUAAAACAAAUAUCUGGAGUGUUUUUGCAUUUGGACCUUGACUUUAUAAAAAACAGUCCUGAUCAACCAGCAGAAUUGCAGCAGCUCUAAACUCAAAAUAACCAGCUUCUGUGCAGUUUAUGGGACCUCAAAAAAAAACAUGAAAGAGGAAAAAAAACCUAAAAAGGCUAAGAGUUUAAACCCUCUGAAAUGUAUGUGUUGCUUGGCAAUUGUAUGUUCAAAAAGUGUAAUUGGGAAAAGCUGAGCUUGUGACACAAUCACUGCUUUCUUUGUUGCAUAGCCAGUAAAAUGUUCAAGUGAAGAC